AUGUGUUACGUCGGAAAAGCAACAAAGAUUUUCAUCUUCAUAGUCACAGUCGUGCUGGUUCUUGGCCUUGUCUUUGGAUUCGGUCUCCUGCGCCACGGCCUGCACAAUAAAUCCCACAAAUGCUCUGGUGAUUACUGCAAUUCUCCACCUCUCAUCCUCCCUAAUCCAAGCCCCAAUAAUCCCAGUUCUAACUCACCUAGUUCGGCCCAGUUCAGUCCGCCUAACCCGAACCCUCCUCCGGACCCUGGGUUCACCCCACCUAGCCCGACCCAAUUGAGCCCGCCAAGCUCCAGCCUGAGUCCACCUCCGCCUGAUACUAACCCAGCUACGCCUCCUCCAAAUUCUGCAUCGUUGCCUCCACCUCCGCCUCCGACUGGUGGGACGGCUCUCACUGGGGCUGCGUCGCCGUAUAGUCCGCCGGGUCCCGCGGUUGUUUCUCCAGGUCCUGUUGUAAUGUUUACGAGCAUUAUCCCUAGUUUGGUUCGCAGAUUUAGAGAUGGAAAUGGAAUGAGUAUGUCAGGAAAUUCCUUGUCUCUGUGUUUGGAUCGGAAAUUACUUGCCAGUGUGUUUGGAUUUUUGGUUGGUUAG
Tripterygium wilfordii is the source of this 588-nucleotide messenger RNA. Its product is annotated as splicing factor 3B subunit 4-like. The transcript is spliced from 2 exons. The coding region runs from base 1 to 588 and encodes 195 amino acids. The record is from RefSeq and is a predicted model, not a curated record. NCBI's taxonomy places the organism in Eukaryota, Viridiplantae, Streptophyta, Magnoliopsida, Celastrales, Celastraceae.